Molecule: messenger RNA, 667 nt
Organism: Cuscuta europaea
Lineage: Eukaryota; Viridiplantae; Streptophyta; Magnoliopsida; Solanales; Convolvulaceae
Source: the annotation of a GenBank genome assembly
GUUUUAUUUGGUCGCGGUUCGGUUUAAUUUGAUUCGGUUUUCGGUUUUUCGUACUCAGUCCUAGCUGCAGCUUCAACAUCGGCGCCCACUCUCUUUCCGGAGCAGCCAACCCUCUCCGGCGUAACCAUGUCACCUGGGCUAUCUUCUUCGUGACUUCCGCUACCUCCAUUAAAUUCAUACAGCCUUUUUAACAUGCCAGAGUCAUUUACUUGGACACCUACAAUCGCCACGUUGCCGCCUCCUUCACUGCAGACGCCAUCAGCGUCGUCAGCUCGUGCGUCAUCAUCACUACCUGUGUUUUCGGGCCUGACGUGGGCUGGUCAUCCGCACAUCGCCACGUUGGACCCGCCGCCCCUUAUGCACAUGGCCUCUUCCAUGGUAACUCCCAGCCCUCUAGCAAAUCUCUCCUCUCACCACGGGGUUGAGGAUUAUCUUUCGUGGCAUAAACAAUUUGAAUCUUUUUUGGUGUCUCAUGGCUUGUUGGGAAUUCCGCUGUUCAGGGUCGGUCUUGAUAAUUUAUAGGCCCGGGACAAAAGGCAAAAAAUAGGCCCCUAAUUAUAUAUUAGUAUGAUGUAAGAAUAUAUUACAAAAGUUUCAUUCUCAAAAAUAAAAUUCGUUACACAAGUAAAUGUUUUUGUUCAUAGAACUACUCGGUAUCAUAGGUCAU